Molecule: messenger RNA, 2795 nt
Organism: Paramuricea clavata
Lineage: Eukaryota; Metazoa; Cnidaria; Anthozoa; Malacalcyonacea; Plexauridae
Source: the annotation of a GenBank genome assembly
AUGGCGACUGGCCGAAUCAAUGUAGCUCCAAUGGCGCCAUUUGAUCCUAUGUCCGAUCCAAACUCUCUCAGUCAGCGCUGGAAAACGUGGAAACGACGAUUUGAAACAUAUCUUGUUGCUCUGAAUGUGACUGAAAAGAAACAAAAGCGAGCUCUCUUGUUGUACCAAGCUGGCCAAGAGACUCAGGAUAUUUUUGAUACCCUUGUUGACAUCGGCGAAGACAACGAUUAUGAUUCCGCUAUCGCUGCCCUCGAUACGUAUUUUUCACCUAAAAAACAUGUCGAUUUUGAAGUUUCGUGAAGCCAAACAACCACAUGAAACAAUCGAUCAGUUUUCAACUCGUCUUAGGAAGCUGGCGGCAACCUGUGACUUCGAAAAUAUCGACAAGGAAGUAAAAUCGGCCAUAAUUCAAAACUGUUUAUCGAAACGUCUACGACGCUACGCCCUGCUUGACUCGGAAGUUACGCUAGCCAAGAUUCUCGCAAAAGGCAGAGCUUUUGAACUCAGCGAAUCGCAGGCAACCGGCAUUGAAAACGCACUUGACUCAACACACAUUUCUGACGAAGUAGUUGAAGCUGUCCAUCCUACAACGAAACAUAACAACCAUCGUGAUAAACAACAUACAUCGUUUCACCGCCAAGACUUUUACACCUCAUCAGAGUGUCGGAAUUGUGGGGGGCCCUGGCCCCAUAACAACAAUAUUUGUCCCGCGAAAGGAAAAUCUUGUCUGAACUGUGGAAAAUCAAACCAUUUUGCGAAAGUCUGUCGUAGUGCUCGCAAGGCUCGCGUCGGUCAACAAGAGAAUCGAAGGCCUUCAAAAAAAUACCACGAAAACAAAGUUCACAAGAUUUAUGGCAAACCCUCCAGCAGUGAAAGCAGUAGCGAGGAUGAAUUCAUUUUUACUCUCAAACCGACAUGUAGAGACAAAACAACUCCACAAGUUCAAAUCUCGGUCAACACCACCCCUAUCAACAUGGUUAUCGACACUGGUACUUCCAUCGACAUCAUCGAUGAACUUGCUUUCAACACCUUGCAAAAACAGAGACCCAUAGCCCUUCAACGUUGCAAAACACGUAUUUUUGCAUAUGGAGCUACAAACCAGCUACCUGUUAUGGGACAAUUUUGUGCAACUCUAGAAUGUUUGACUGGUGCAACAACCACGCAAGUUCAUGUUAUCAAAGGAAAUUUUGGUUGUUUGCUAAGCUGUCAAACGGCAUCUGCUUUGGGUCUAAUCAUGCUGAAUGUUAACAAUGUGAAACCGGAACAUGCCACCCAUGAACAAUUGAUGAAAGAGUAUGCCCAUCUGUUCAACGGAAUUGGCACUCUUAAAAAUUUUGAAGUUAAAUUGCACAUUGAUGAUACUGUCCCUCCAGUAGCACAAACCCCCCGUCGUAUUCCUUUCCACAUGCGGCAAAAGGUCUCAGAUGCGCUCGACAAGUUAGAAAGUGAUGGAAUUAUUGAAAAAGUAUCAGAUGCCACUCCUUGGGUCAGUCCAUUAGUUGUUAUCCCAAAGAAAGAUGGUGAGAUCAGGCUAUGUAUUGAUAUGCGCAUGGCUAAUCAGGCAAUUCAACGCGAAAGACAUCCGACCCCAACUGUGGAUGAUUUAAUUCACAAAUUAAACGGCGCCACCAUAUUUACAAAGCUUGAUCUUCGCUCGGGAUACCACCAGUUAUCUCUCGCUGAGGAAAGUCGACACAUAACCACAUUUGUAACGCACAAAGGACUCUACCGCUAUAAGAAGUUGAAUUUUGGCACCAAUUCGGCAAGUGAAAUCUUCCAACAUGUAAUUAGCGAACAAAUCCGUGACAUUCAGAAUGCCAUCAACAUUAGUGAUGACAUAAUUAUCUUUGGCAUAACACAAGCUGAGCAUGACAAAGCUCUUCAUGAAAUUUUUGAGCGGUUUUCACUCAUUGGAUUAACCUUCAACAAAGACAAAUGUGAGUUCAGUCAAUCGCAGCUCAUGUUUUUUGGUUUUGUCUUCUCAGGUGAUGGUAUUUCACCGGAUCCAGCGAAGGUUUCAGCAAUUCACAACUGCCCACCUCCAAAUUCAAUUAAAGCUGUUCGGAGUUUCCUUGGGAUGGUGACAUAUUGUGCGAAAUUUAUCCCUAAUUUCAGUGAUCUCACAGAGCCUUUGCGAGAAUUAACGAGAAAAAAUGUGCCUUUUUGCUGGACAUCUAGGCAUGCUAAAUCCUUCAACGCAGUAAAAGCUGCCCUCACAAGUACAACAGUGAUGGCAUAUUUUGAUCAAACCAAGGAAACAGAACUUAUUACUGAUGCAUCACCUUUUGAUCUCUCAGCUAUUCUGACACAGAAAGUCCCAGGAUCAGACCAACGAAAUGUUGUUGCAUAUAUCAGUCGUUCGCUGUCGGAUGUUGAGAGACGAUACUGUCAAACAGAGCGAGAAGCUCUUGCAAUUGUGUGGGCAAUUGAACGUUUACAUAUCUAUCUAUACGGAGGACAUUUUACUCUGAUAACUGAUUGCAAACCAGUCGAGUUGAUUUUAAAUAAUCCACAAUCAAGACCUCCAGCCAGAAUUGAGAGAUGGAAUUUACGCUUGCAAGAUUAUGACUUUAAUGUAAGGUAUACAAAGGGACUUGACAAUCCAUCAGAUUUCCUAUCUCGACAUUUACCUGUUAACAACACCACUGAUGACAGACAGUUCCAAACAAUGGCUGACAAUUAUGUUUGUUUCCUUACCCAACAUGCUGUGCCAAGAGCAAUGACUCUGCCUGAAAUACAACAAGCCACCGUGGCUGAUUCAACAUUACAGAUCCUAAGCAACCUCAUAACAACAG